UAUGUAACUCUACUUUGCAUAAAUAAAAGCUUAUUAUCCCGAAAACUCCAAAAUAAAUUUAAGAAAGAUGGAGAAGCUCGUUCUAACCCUAACGCUAAUUAUAUGCUUAUCAUCAGUGUUUCCGCUGCAGUUGGAAACCCAUUUAGUCUCCGGGGCAAAGAAGAUCACGCGCCUCUAUUUCUACCUCCAUGACGUCAUCGGCGGCGACAGACCAACCGUCUGGGGCGUGGCGGACUGCAACCUAACCGACGUUCUGCCGUCGGCGUUUGGGAAACUAGUAGUUUUGGAUAAUCUCGUCACGUAUGGGCCCGAGCUAGACUCCGGGGAGGUGGGGCGGCUGCAGGGCACCGUGGGGCUGGCCGAUCUCCGCGAGAAGGCUCUCGUCAUGCUCCUCAACCUCGUGUUCACCAAGGGCGAGUUCGAGGGCAGCACGCUCAGCAUUCUCGGCCGGAAUCCGUUGGGCGCUGAGUCGAGGGAGGUUUCCAUCGUGGCCGGCACUGGCGUCUUUAGGAUGGCCGCGGGCUAUAUUAUCACUAGCACUUAUUAUAAUGACCCCGCUGGGGUUCGUAAUGUGUACGAGUACAGUGCGGUUGUGUAUCAUAUGGAUCCCAACGUCGUGUCGUUGCGCCGCUGAAAGAAAUUAUUGAUCUAA
Salvia hispanica is the source of this 652-nucleotide messenger RNA. The record is from RefSeq and is a predicted model, not a curated record. Lineage: Eukaryota; Viridiplantae; Streptophyta; Magnoliopsida; Lamiales; Lamiaceae.